This is a messenger RNA of Scaptodrosophila lebanonensis, 720 nucleotides long. RefSeq names its product cuticle protein 16.5. Bases 1 to 720 code for a protein of 239 amino acids. Gene Ontology annotation, biological process: positive regulation of transcription by RNA polymerase II. Gene Ontology annotation, molecular function: transcription coactivator activity. The transcript is spliced from 3 exons. The record is from RefSeq and is a predicted model, not a curated record. Lineage: Eukaryota; Metazoa; Arthropoda; Insecta; Diptera; Drosophilidae. Gene Ontology annotation, cellular component: RNA polymerase II transcription regulator complex.
AUGGGCUCGCCAGCCAGCCAGCAGCCAGCAGCCGGCCAGCAGCACAACCUUGGAGGUAAAUUCUUCAUUGUCUUCGCACUGUUCGCCUACGCGGCCGCCGAUGUCAGCCAUCUGAGCAAAUAUCUGCCACCCGUGCAGAGCUACAAUCGUGCUCCAUCCAAUGAGUAUCUGCCGCCUGUGCAGCAGAGCUACUCUGCCCCCUCGGUGAGCUACUCGGCUCCAGCUGUCCAGCAGUCCUACUCUGCCCCCUCGGUGAGCUACUCGGCACCAGCUGUCCAGCAAUCCUACUCUGCCCCCUCGGUGAGCUACUCGGCACCAGCUAUCCAGCAGAGCUACUCUGCCCCCGCUCCCGUGCAGCAGUCGUACAGUGCCCCAGCCGUUAGCUACAGUGCACCCUCCAACGAAUACCUGCCCCCAGUGCAACAACAACAACAACAACAACAGACUUAUGCUGUUCAGCAGUCCUACGCCGCUCCAUCGGUCAGCUACUCCGCACCCUCGGUCGGCUACUCCGCACCCUCGGUGAGCUACUCCGCACCCUCGGUCAGCUACUCGGCUCCUGCUGCUGUCCAGCAGACCUACUCUGCUCCAGCUGUGCAACAGAGCUAUGCUGCCCCAUCGGUCAGCUAUGCCGCUCCAUCGGUUGGCUAUGCCGCUCCCUCCGUCGAUGUCGGCACCCAGUACGCCUCCAACGGCGGCUACGUCUACAGGAAGAAGUAA